Sclerotinia trifoliorum is the source of this 3730-nucleotide messenger RNA. The record is from the annotation of a GenBank genome assembly. Lineage: Eukaryota; Fungi; Ascomycota; Leotiomycetes; Helotiales; Sclerotiniaceae.
UUAUCGUCAUGACAUAUUAUAGCUGGAAUUAUCUUGAGUGCCCUUUACCUUAGCACUUUCUUACUUUUCUUUGCAAAAUUACACGCAUUAAUCUGCGUGUUCCAUGCCUUGCAGCUUUUCUAAAAGGUCACCAUCGUAAAAUCAUGUUCGAAAACUUCUGAUCUUCUAUUUCAUCCGCUUCAAUCGGACGGUUUAGGUUAUGGGUCAUUCUUCCACGCAAAGGCCCAAUUUUGUAUCUUGAUGAAAAGACGCAUAGGCUCGCCGAAGCGCUAAUUAUUUGCAGACUCGGCAUAUCAGCCUGUACAUUAGAUCUUCAAUCAUCUACAAUCCUAUUAGCUGUCCUCAGGAAUUUCCCCUGAAUCUCGUUCCGAGGUGUAUCAUAGUAUUGACCACUGGGAAGUUCCUUGGUUAACGUCAAACCGUUGUUGUGCAGCAUCAAACCUCCAUCGGGACGACCUGAAGAACCUUCAGUCCCAAGCUAAAGGAAUCCUGCCCCUUCCCACGUUAGAUUUGACCUCGGGCAUUUCCCAGUCUAUCCGAGUGCCCGGAUUGCAGUCGGAAAUACAGAGAUUUUCAAUUCCUUACUUAAUCCAACUGGGGUAUUGAAAUCAUUUUGAAUAUUGAGUUCAUUUUGAAUGCUGAAUUGUUUUCAGGCAUUCAAAGCUUUUUAAAAAAUUCAAGGCCUUUUGGACAUUGAAACUUUUUCCAAUGUUCAGUGCUUUCGAGCAUUGAAAUACUUUCAAAUCGGUCUCACUACUCUGGAAUACCGGACUUCUUGCUUUAUCCACUAUAUUGGCCUCGGCCCACAACAUCUUCUCAUCUGAAAAUACACAAUGCUAUGAGGCCGUCAUAGAGACAAACCCGCCCAAAUUUACCGAAUUCCGGGAGAGGCUCAACUACGCCAUAUCACCACAUGCAACAGCGGAGUUAGCAUCCACAACUAUGUUCAGAUUUGUAGCUUCCGACGGAACUGGCUCCGUCAAAAGGCAGCAAGCACAAAAAGCAUGCGACUCCUGCAGGAAGCGGAAAAAGCGCUGUGAUCACACCGCAGGUGGUAUCUCAACAUCUGCAAAUUCUUCACCUGUACGAACACCCAAUCAACUCCAUUCUGACAACCAGGUUUCUCAAGAGGCCAUCAAGCCAUAUGUUGCAAAUUACCUGCCUUGUACCAAAGAUGCCGAAUAUCGAAGCCCAGUAUCUCCUGAGAAUCCUGGUACCAUCUCUCCUGUUGCAUCAAACCUAGCCAGUAGUGAUCAAGACCUUGAAGCUGCCAGAAUAUUGAGCGGAGGUGUCCAUAUUCAAGCCAAAACACCUCAAAUUCAAGAGCCAUCUGGUGUCCAGUCUCGGUUUAUCGGAGAUCUUAACCCAGAAUCAAUUUUCCUAGCUGCUACCAGCCCAGAUGCAAUUAGUGGCGUAUUACCGGACAGCGUCGGGGUAUAUCUUUCCUCAACACUCGGGAAAAAGCCCCACCAUUUCUCGAAUUUACAACAAACAAGUUCCAACUUGUUUUUUGGAUGUCCGCCCUUGAUUCGUGAUGUUUUAGUACCUCUCAUAGAGCAAGAGUGUUUAACAACAAUGCCACCUGAAAAUCAUCUCGAAUUGUUAACCCGGAUAUACUUCGAAAAGAUCAAUCCUGUUUUUCCAAUUAUCGAUGAAAACAUCUACCGUGGUCUGCCUCCUUCGAGCCCAUGUCUAAUUCUAUUAAAACAAGCAAUUUGUUUGGCAGCAUCCAAGAAUUUCGUUGCUGCAGAGCAUCUAGUUCUCAAUGAAGCAGACUCGCCCAUGACAUGCCGAGCCUUUGGUGAAAAGGUAUCAGGGGCAAUGAGACUUACCAUCCAGCUCGGGAUUGUAACUGACAAGCUUAUAUUGAUUCAAGCCCUCUGUCUCCUUUCUCUAUUCAUAGACAACUCUAGCAGUGAAGAUCUUGCAUCUCAAUUCUCUGGGAAAGCUACUCAUUAUCUCGAAGGCAUGGGGCUACAUCUCGCGGGGCAACAAGAAGACGCAAGUGCGAAGCUUCUAUGCUGUGUUUAUGCACUGGAUCGCAUGAAUGCUGCGUUUCAUGGACGUCCUGUUUUGAUGCAUGAGCGCGACAUGAGAAAAGAUCUUCAUCAAUGCUUCAACCAACAGGAACCUUGUUUUCGCCUGUUCUUACAGGUCAUAUUAUUACUGGACAAUGUGAUCGAGAUAUACCGACCUCUAAACCAAUUGAAACAUGGCGGUAUGGAUAUUCAGUUCCCUGCUUUUGAAGAGCUGGUCUCAGAGUGUGGGGCAUCGCAGAUUGGUACUUCCUCCCUCGGUAGGUUUUCUUGAUUUCCCAAAUUACGUCACCAACGCUGCCGAUGGUGGACCACAUGUAAUUUUAAUGGCAUUACAAAAUAACACUCAUCACUGCGUCUUUAGCAACAAUCGAAAUUUUCUACCACAGCAUCUCUAUCAUUUCCCAUAGAUCACAUAUCUGGGCCGAACCCAAACGAUCCACACCCUCUUACCUUCGGCAAUCUCUCUCAACCAGCAUUCUUUCAUCCACCACCCCUCACGAACUACAAGAGCAGCUCGUGCUCUUUCCUUUUAUCCCAUAUGCUAUUUCUCUUUCACUGAGCAUCGCGUAUCGGGAAAUGCGUCACAACAAACUGCCCAUCCAUCGAAUGCGUGCUCGAAGUCACUUCCAAGCGAGUUGUAGGCUCUUAGAGGGACUGGAAGGUAAAUACUUGACUGCUGCUAAUGCUGCAAAUAUGGGCAAGAAGAUGCUCAGAGAAAUUGACCGAGUUUUUUCUACCGUCUCAUCUGAACAUAAAGCAAUGGCAUCGCAUCAAGAUAUCAAUUCCAACACUGACGUUACUUUACCACUAAAUGAUCACAACACAGCGAUGACGAAUACUGAGAAUCGUAAGUUUUGCAUACUCCUCUUCCAUUCUUCCACACCUCAUAUGACUAUCUUCAAGUGGCAUUCUAAUAAAUCAAGUAGAAUUCGUCGCGGCGAAUUCUAGCAACCAGAUAACUAACCCAUCCAUCGUUCCCCUCCACGGAGGCCAGACACAAGUCUUCGAUACGUCAUUUUUUGACUUCAAUGCCACUGGAGAUGUCGACCUCUUUUCCAUGUUUGAUCCUUCCUUCGAUCUGGUUGGUUUUGAUGCUUGUCUGGAAAGCAAUCUAAACCCAGCAUUCCCUACUCCGGUGUCUUUUCCGUGAUUAGCAGCCAUUCUCGAAUUUAUGACUAAAUGGAACACCCAACGGGCGCAAUUGCCGCAGACCAAAAUAAUACUCCGUUUUGACGUCUGAGGCCGAGUGAGCAUUCGAUUGUCAACUGUGGCCCAGGAAAGUCAAAACCACGUAUAUUCGACAGUACGUUCAGUUUUCAACUACAAACCGGAUUAUUGCACACAUGAAUAAUAUUACAUGGCCUAGGGAUAUUCUUUUGGCGUCGAGAAAAUAGUUUCUUUGUCGUCCCUCGCUUCUAUCCGAUCAGUUUGGGUCAGAUGACAAACCGGAAUUGUGUGAUGGUUGUUUUGAGACUUAAAUGUGCUUCAACAUGAAGCAAAAGACAGGGUAGAAAAACGAAAAACAGGAAUGGAAAAUUCACCAGGUCAAUAUAUCUACGGUUGGGAAUGAACUCUAUGGGUAUGUUGGAGUCAGGAAAAUUUCAGGAAUUGGGCUCUGAGCCUCUGUUCUCGGAUAUAUAGAUACGGUCUCUACAUGCAUGUAAUAGCUAACAGUCGGAUACUUAGCUAGC